GUUACCCACAAUUCUAUGUAAACAUGGUUUCUAAUUGACAGGUAACACGGAAAUACAGAAUAUAUUUACUGAAUAUUUGUUUCACGCGCUUUACCAAUGUAGAUUUAUACAGGAUCAUAAAAGGUUAUGUGGUAUUUUUAAUGUUUUACCACUGGCAACAUGUUCAUUUGUUUGAAAAGUUACGGAAAUGAUUAAGAAAGCCGAAGUAGAUUAAGGAAAACAAAAAAUGAAAAUCAUCUAAAAUGUAACUCGUCUCCAGUCGUGAUUUACUAUGAUAUUUUAAAAUUAUUUGGUUACAUGAUUUUUUUAAUUGUUAUAGACUUUAUUUUAUAUGAAUGUGCCUAUGUUAGAGUAUAAAAGUCGUGGUGCUACGAGUGAUUGUGAUUAUGUUCCAGUUGAAUUAAAAGGAGGCCUGACACCAACAUCUAAACGAAGACGGUCACCAGCAAAUGACUCGGAAUUACAAGUCAUUCGUUAUGAUGAUGAUGUUAGCCAUAGUUCUCAAAAGAGUAUUUUGUCUCAUCAAACCCACAUGACACAGCUAUCGUCUUCUGUACAACUGCCGAUAUGGGACGCCCCACCUGGAAUACUUGGAAUUCAAAACCAUGGCAACACUUGCUUUAUGAACACUAUCCUUCAGUGCCUUAGUAGCACAGACUUAUUCUCUGAGUACUUUAUACAGAAAAAAUACAAAGAGUUGUUUAAUGGAAAAGGUUUCACUAAAAGGCUGGUUGGUGCAUCUAAGUGUGAAGUUUGUGAAGAGGUGGGACGCCUUUUAGAAACUUUAUGGUCAGGAUCUUAUACACCUGAAAUUUCAAGUCAUUUUAAGAAUGUAGUAAGCAAAUUCAAUGUACAGUAUAAAGGUUCAUCUCAGCAUGAUGCACAAGAAUUUUUACUUUGGCUGCUUGAUAGACUUAAUGAUGAGCUUCACCAUUCUUCAAAGAAAAAGGCAAAAGAAACACUUUCUAAAACUAAAAAGGAAAAGAAUGAAGUGACAGUCCUAACAAGUCCAGAAGUGGUUCUGAAUGCUUGCAGUGGCUUUGAUAUUUACAAUAAAUUCCAAGCAUUGUACCAAUCAUCAUUAACAUGUCUUGAUUGCAAGAAGCAAAGCAAUACAUACGAAUCAUACCUCUGUCUUUCACUUCCUGUACCUCAAAAAAGCACACGUCCAGUAUAUAUAACAGUUGUGUACUUAGAUGAUUCACCAAAGCAGUUGAGAAUUGCCUUAGAAAUGAACAUCAUGGACUCCAUUAGAGAACUAAGGGACAAACUUGCACAUGAACUAUAUGUUACACCAAAGAGGCUUGUCCUUUGUCAACUGAAUGAGAAAGGGUUUGGAAACACAUUUGGUGAUGAUCAACCACUGUCAGAUAUUCAUGAAUCAGAGACAAUUUAUGUGUUUGAAACAUUUCCGUUUAGUGAGGUUAACAAAACACCAGGAUCAGAUCUUAUCCAAAUUUUGAUUGUCCAUAUUGAAAAGUUUUCUGCUACCAAAAGUUUUAGGUUUUGUUGCCCAGAAGUUAUAAAGAUCAACAGAGAUAUAGAGUUCUUACAGUUACAGAGAUGUAUAUUAAAGAGUAUGAGGUUUGCAGUGUCUGAACGAGUACUGGAUCAGAGCAAUACUUACAAAGGUGCCAAAUUUGAUAUCAGAGUAGUUGACAGCGGACCUAAAGACAGUUACUUAGCAGAUGAUGUUGACAUGCCACUGUAUACAGAACCAAUUGAUAGGGCUCUCUCUAUCUAUAAUGAUGAUUAUGGACCAACUCACAUAAAGUUUGUCAUAGAGUGGGAUCCUGAGAUGAAAAAAAGGUUGGUCGAUGAUGAUGAAGAUUAUGUUGAGGAACAUCCGUCUGUACAUAAGGCACGGUUAAAUCAGCAACAACCUUCAUAUGUUAGCCUGGAAGAAUGUCUGAAACUCUUCACAAAAGAGGAGAAGCUUGGAGAUGGCGAUGCUUGGCAAUGCCCUAAUUGUGAGAAGACACAGGAAGGGGCCACUAAAAAGUUAGGACUGUGGUCAGCACCUGAUAUUCUUGUUAUGCAUCUUAAACGAUUCAGACAUUCUGGGUUAAGAAGGAACAAGCUAAACAUUUUAGUGAACUUUCCAGUCUCGGAUCUCGAGAUGGGUCAUCAUCUGUUAAUUAAAGAUGACACUUCACAGGGUAAAAUAACAUCUGACCUCUAUGACCUCUAUGCUGUCUCUAAUCACUAUGGUAACAUGAGUGGAGGUCAUUACACAGCCUUCUGUAAGAAUCCAGUAGAUAUGAAAUGGUACGAGUAUGAUGAUACCCAUGUGAAACCUCUUCAGCAACGGGAUAUUGUCUCUAGAGCUGCCUAUCUUCUGUUUUAUCAGAGAAGGAAACUUACACAACAGACAAUAGAUUCUCUUCAGUCUCAAAAACAUUGGGUGUUCUCAGUAUAUGGGCCUCCAAGGUCAAUGCAGUCAAUGCAGGUUGUAAGCUCUUCACCAGUGGAAGAGGCAAAGUCAAUAGUUCACUCUCCUUCUGGAGGUAAAAUUGGUAUUGAACGAGAUUAUUCAGAUUUGUAUGUGGAGCGAGUGAAACUGGAUGUUGAGAACAAUUACAGGACUGUAAAACAGUCACGAGGGAAAUCAGAGCCACCUCAAGAUAGGUAUAAACAAGAAGAGGAAAUGUUGUUGGAAGAAUUGAGACAGGGUAUCAACUCACCACAAGUCGAGCAUAGAAGACCUGUCAGUUCUCUUAGAGAGCUUGAAGAUCAAUCACCAAGGCGUGAAGACAUGGGCAUUAAUUCUCCCCGACAAACUGUUAAACAUGAAUCUCCUAGAAAACAAUUAUUUCCAAAUAGAACUCAAAACUUAGCUUCCCAAAAUCAGUAUGUUGAUGAGAUUAGUUCACGAACAAAUGGAAGAAAUAAAAUAACUGUAGCGGAGCAAAUAGUGCGCAGUAAACAAUCUGAUGAUAGAGUGGAUGGUUCAGUGCCAUCACCACGUAAUGUGAAAAAUAUUUACCGAAGAUCGGAUAGUGUUGAUUCUAGUAAGAACAGUCAUUCGUUCACAUCUGGUAGUGAAAUAAGUCCCACUGAUAGUUCUCCUCCAUCACCACUAGAUGAUUGUAGUAGGACGGCCGCUGUUUUGUAUCAGAACCAAAGCAGCAGAAAUAAAUCAAAUAUCUUAAACAAUGAAAGAGAUAGUGUUCAAUUAAAUGGAUAUGUGCCAAAGUUAAAAAUCCAUUCAAAUCAAAUCUAUAAAGACAGCUCUGGUAACAUGGAUGGUAGAAGACAAAAUGACAAUCCACCAAAAACUGAUAAUCAAAAAGUUGUCAACAGUGUGUCUAAUAAUAAUAACCCCCCACCGAGACCAGAUGUGUUUGCAACUCCACAACAAGUACGUAAAUCACCUUCCCCUCCGGUUGUAACUGGUCGUGGUUGGUCUACUCCUCAACCACAAAGAAAACAGUAUUCCGAUAACAGUAAUAGACCAGCCAUUGACAGACAAUUUUCUGUUCCACCGAGAGUGCCACUGCCCCAGUAUGAAAGUCAGCGGCUGGAAGUUGAAGGUCAUGCAAUAUUAGAUAAGCAGCCAAGAAGUUUACCUGCAGAAGUUCGAACAAGUGCUGAUAAGCCCCCUCUUCCUGUUAAAGCUAGUCAUACUGCACAUAGGCAGAGUGCUAUCAAUACUGCACAUGACAGAAUGGUUCCCAGUAGACCAGUCUCUGCUUAUGUUAGAGGGAAUGAAUAUAGCGAAAAUAGGGUACCAGAUUAUACUGAUAAACCAGUCAGUAAUGUAGAGUAUAGGUCUACUGCAUUAAGUACUAGAGAACCGGCCUACAGUGACAGUAGACCAGUCAUUAUUGGUGAGAGAACAGAAGAACAGUAUAAAAGAGGUAGAAGUGAACUUGAUUCAAGAAGGUCAAGUAAUAGAGGAGAAACAAGAACAAGGAAUAGAUCAGCUGACAGACAUGAGAGAAGAAGUAUGAGGGUGAAGGCGGAGCGACCAAUGUCCUAUCACCAGGUGAACACAGAUGACAUACAUGAGCAGUACUAUUUGUCACAGCCUAUUGAUGACACAUCCAACUUUGAACGUGCCAGCAGGUAUGCCACGAUGCAGCCUAUCAGACAAGAUUAUCAUAUAGAACAGUUUGCAGAAAACGAUUAUCUACAUCGUCAUACUGCUGAUCCUAGAAUAUUAUACCACCAACCGAGGUCUCGUGCCCCUAUAAAUACAUAUAAUCCACACCUAUAUCAAGACCACAGUAGUGACUUUCCAAGAUAUCAGCCUCACUUACAGACCGCUAAAAUGCUGACAAAAAUGGCUCUACAGGAAAAGGAAAUAAAAAUGAGGCAAAAAAUGAAAUCUGAAUACCUUAAGGAAUCAAGUGUGUAAAGUUAAGAUAUUUAAGGAAUCAGUAUAUUGUAAUAUAUUUGUAAUGUGAACAUGAAGUGCUUUGUAUAGUAAACAAUAAUCUUUUUUGAACAAGCAACACAAUUACCUCAAAAUUAUACUCAUAUGCUUUAAUUGAAUGGUAUAUUAUAGUUUAGUACAAUGUAUUGUGAUGAUGAUCCGAUUUUAUACAAUUUUGUUUUGAUAAAUACAAUGUACUUGUUCAACUUGCCAAUCAUAUUUUCCUCAUUUUUCUGCCAUUAUAGUUUAAAAUUUAGACAAACAGUAGAAUAGUUAUGACUAUCUGUCUAUACAUAUGAUGGCUUCAGGUUUUGCAGUAACUUAGGCUGUGGUAUCUUAAUUUGGAAUAUACAUGUUAAAGAUAUGCUCAAAUUUGAUAUUAAAAAUUAAUGAUAAUUGCUACACAGUCUCUUUGUAAAUAUAAGGUAAACAUGUUUUGACUUCCCACAAAGUAGAUAUGUUAUGUUUAAACACUAUAGUUGGUUACAAUAUGAAUAUAUAGUGUCAUUAAAAAAACUGGCCGUUUUUUGGGGGUUUUUUGGGGGGUUUUUUAAGAAAAGAGCAACUUUACUUGACCUGUUAUAGGGAAACGGCUUACCAUACAUAUUUUUUUUAUUCUUUUAUUCAUAUUAGACAUAUUCAGAAAGAAUUUCAUAGAUUUCAAUAAAUUUCUGCAAGUAAAAUAUUGCACUCAAGGAUGAGCCUUGUAUAUCUUUACUUACUUAUGCAUUGACAUCAUUUCUGAAAGAGACAUUUGUUACAAUCAGUAGUCUUUAUAAUGAGUAAUUAAGGUAUGUUCCUCGGGCAUGAUUUGGUCACUAAGGUUCAACCAUUUUCUCCAUAUUAAAUGAAUACCUUGAUUCUUUAGUCAGAAAUAACGCUGGAAGACUGACCUUAACAUGUUGUGAUAAGCCUUUCCCUCCUGUGUAGAUCCAGACCAGUCUACAUUUUCAUGCAGUAUAACCAGCCUGUAUACUGUUAGUAGCUCUAUUUUGAAAUUGAAAUACCUUAAUUUUCAAAUGAACUGUCCAAAAUACAGAGCAGGUCAUUACACAAAUUCAGCAGGUUAAGGGUUUAAACCAAACAAAAUGAAACAUUACUGUUGAGCUUGAAGUGCUAAAAAUUUAUAUUUAUAAAGUGUGAAUUUCAGUUACAUCAGAUUAUUUAUUUUAGAUGAGUUAUCACAACAUUGGCUGUAUUGUGUUUUGAUACAUAUUGAUGAUUAAUUGUAUAUGUACAGACACUUUUGAGUUGGGAUUUAAAGAUUUUUGUUCUUGUACUUUUUAGCUCACCUGUCACAAAGUGACAGGGUGAGCUUUUGUGAUCGCUUUUCGUCCGUCUUCCGUAAACUUUUACUUUAAAUGACAUCUCCUCAUUAACCACUCAGCCAAUUUCAUCCAAACUUCACAGGAAUGUUCCUUUGGUGGUCACCUUUAAAAAUUGUUCAAAGAAUUUAAUUCCAUGCAGAACUCUGGUUGCCAUGGCAACCAAAAGAAAAAACUUAAAAUAUCUUCUUCUAAAAAACCCAAAGAGCUAGAGCUUAGAUUUUUGGCAUGAAACAUCUUCUGGUGAGUGUCUACCAAGUUUGUUCAAAUGAAAGCCCUUUGGUCAAAAUUGGCCCCGCCCCAGGGGGUCAUUGAUUUUCCCUAUAUGCAUAUAGUAAAAACUUUAAAAAAUCUUCUUUAAAAGAACCCAAAGAGCUAGAGCUAAGAUAUUUAGCAUAAAACAUCUUCUAAUGGGUGUCUUCCAAGUUUGUUCAAAUAAAAGCCCUUGGGUAAAAAUUGGCCCCGCCCCAGGGGUCAUUGAUUUUCUAUAUAUGCAUAUAGUAAAAACUUAAAAAAUCUUCUUUUAAUGAACCAAAAUAGCUAGAGCUAAGAUAUUUAGCAUGAAACAUCUUCUAAUGGGUGUCUACCAAGUUUGUUCAAAUAAAAGCCCUGGGGUCAAAAUUGGCCCCGCCCCAGGGGUCAUUGAUUUUCUCUAUAUGCAUAUAGUAAAAACUUAAAAAAUCUUCUUUUAA
This is a messenger RNA of Ruditapes philippinarum (Manila clam), 6395 nucleotides long. Its product is annotated as ubiquitin carboxyl-terminal hydrolase 31-like. Bases 332 to 4360 code for a protein of 1342 amino acids. NCBI's taxonomy places the organism in Eukaryota, Metazoa, Mollusca, Bivalvia, Venerida, Veneridae. The transcript has 11 exons. Gene Ontology annotation, biological process: protein deubiquitination. The record is from RefSeq and is a predicted model, not a curated record. Gene Ontology annotation, molecular function: cysteine-type deubiquitinase activity.